Molecule: messenger RNA, 1016 nt
Organism: Paramecium primaurelia
Lineage: Eukaryota; Ciliophora; Oligohymenophorea; Peniculida; Parameciidae
Source: the annotation of a GenBank genome assembly
AUGAGCAGAGUAAAUCUCAUUGAAAAGAACUCUGAUUCUGAGUUAGUUCGAUAAGGAGAGGAUGGAGACUUCAAAAAUUUGUUUAAACUUGACAAUAUCCGAGAAGGGGUUUCUUUAGGACUUGUUUAAUAAUUAGGUGGAGAACAAGGAUUGGCAAAAAUAUUUUAAGUUGAUUUGAAGGUAUUAUUAAUUUUGAAUAGCAUAGAAAGGUGUACAAGAUGAAGAAUAAGCAAUUACACUGAGAAAUAGAUACGGAGCCAAUUUACCAAUAGUAAAAGAGUUAACACCUUUAUGGAAAUUAAUUGUAGAGUGUUUGGGGGAUACAAUGUUGUAAAUCUUAAUUGUUGCAGCUAUUGUAUCUACAAUAUUAGGGAUUAUAGAAGGUGAAGGUGGAUGGUAUGAAGGGUAAAUUUAUAAUUAGAUAAGUUAGCUUAACAAUAUUUUUGGCAAUCUUCUUGAUCAUUGGAAUUACAGCCGGUAACAAUUAUGCCAAAGAGAGACAAUUUGCUAAAUUAUAAUCGAAGCUUGAUGAGGGACAUGUUUAAGUAAAGAGAGGAGGAAGCAUAAUAACAAUAAACAAUAAGGAUAUUGUUGUUGGUGACGUCUUGUUAUUUUAAUUAGGAGAUAUUUUUAAUGUGGAUGGUAAGUAUUAGAUUUGAUUUUAGGAUUAUAUUUAAGUGGUAGUGAAGUAAAGAUAGAUGAAUCAGCAAUGACAGGGGAGUCGGAUGAAAUGUCAAAGGCAUCAGUUGAAGUAUGUUUGAAAGAUUAGAAAGGCAAAUCUCCAUUUUUAAUGUCAGGAACAAAGGUUAAUGAAGGAACAGGAGUAAUGUUGGUUUUGUAAGGUAAUGAGAUAAAAAAUUAAAUUAUUUUUAGUGGGUGAUAAAACAGUGCAGAAUGAAAUGAAGAAAUUAGGUGAAAGUGAUAANUAUAUAAUAAUCUAAUUAGAAAUGAGUGAUAAUAUUUAUAAAAAGAUAUUAAUUAAUUAAUUUUUAUUUCAAUUUUAACAUCAAAUCUGA